UUCAAAUGACCAGCAUUCACGUUGAAUUCAGGGGUGAUUUUCUUGGUUGAUUUCAAGCCUACACACGCCACAGACGAAAAAAUCACCACUGGGAGCCACGAGCAGGAGCAGCAAGCCAGCUAUGAAGUCUUCAGCCUUCUUUCUUCUACGAAUCCGCGGCAGAAAAAUUUUGAACCUGCCCUGGUUGCUCACCAAUUUUCACCUAAAAAAAUACAGCGAAACGCGCAUGCAUUCCAUGUAUCGUCUAAUCAGGUGGCUUCGCUGUCUGUUCAUCGCUCCCUGCUGUCGUGCGGGGAAGGAGGAUCGAAGAGGAUCGAGCUCAAGGGCUCGUGGGCUCGUGGCCGAGACCGUUGACCUCUACAACGCCUGUCCUCUGCGAACAGGGAGAGGAGAAGAUGCCGCCGCCGCCGCCGCCGAGCAUCCGCCUGGGCCCCCGCACCCGUACCUGACGACCCACGGAGGCAAGGUCGCGAGGCUGCACCUGGUCGACUGGGUGGUGCUAGCCCUUCUCGUCGCCGUCGACGUGGGGCUCAACCUCGUCGAGCCGUUCCACCGAUAUACGCGGUCAUCGGGCCGAUCAUCAUCUUCGUCGGGAUCUACGUGAAGCGGAGGAAUGUGUGUUGGGAUUUGCUUCUUUGACGCCCAGACAGGGAGCAUGAACAGUAAGAAAGAUGACAAUGAAAGUAGGCGUCGAACUCUCUAAUAAUGAUUAGAAAAUUCAACCUUCUACACUAUGAAGAGGGGGGCUAUUUAUACCUCUAGCCUUCGGCUAGGUUUUCCUAAAUUGCCCCCUCCCAACUUAUUUACAGCUCACUUCUAGCCGGCUUCGGAGUAAAAUUACAAGGUGAGAGGUUUACAAAUCCGACCUUCUCACGUAAUCGAGAGGUGUACAAAUCCGACCUUC
Panicum virgatum (switchgrass) is the source of this 904-nucleotide messenger RNA. RefSeq lists its product as uncharacterized. The transcript has 3 exons. Bases 122 to 604 code for a protein of 160 amino acids. The record is from RefSeq and is a predicted model, not a curated record. NCBI's taxonomy places the organism in Eukaryota, Viridiplantae, Streptophyta, Magnoliopsida, Poales, Poaceae.